AAGAUUCUGUUUCUCCCCAUUUCCUGUAUUGAUUGUUUUUGUACAAUCAGAGGAAGUGGAUGCACUUAAAUGACUGAACGUUGAAGCUGAAUAUUAGUUUGGCUUCCCUGAAACCAGUCAUCUGAGCCUCAGGUCAGAACCCGACGCUGCUGCUUUUGGUCCAUUCGACUCUUACUGCUGGGUUUCGUGUCAGUCCAGUCUGUGGACAUGGCGACAGUCAGCUUGUUGCUGAGCCUCAUCCUCCUUCCAGGAGCUUUGGCUGUAUGUACUGAAAAAUCCAACCUCUUCAUCACUGCACCAAAGAUGAUGGAAGCACUGAAUGGAUCCUGUCUGAUUAUUCCAUGUAACUUUAGCUUUGAACCAAAAGAUCUGUUCAUCAGCACUGGAAACUUAUACGGAGUGUGGAUUAAAAAUGACUACAAUUUUGGAAAAUACCCAAACAAUGUGAUCUACAGCAGCAGUGGAACAGUAACAACCUACCCAAUGAAUAUCACUGGAAACCUGACACAGACAAACUGCACCACUCUGUUCUCUGAUCUGAUCACAACACACACAGACACGUACUACUUCAGGAUCGAUGGGUCGCAGAAGGCAACAGCUGUUUGUGAUCCUCUGCGGAUCAAUGUCAGAGAUGCUCCUGGAAGCCCCACACUUAACAUCUCAGGUGAUCUGAGGGAGAAUGUGUCUGUGACUAUAACCUGCUCAGCUUCCACUCCCUGUCCACACCUCCCUCCUAAACUCACCUGGAAUCUACAAGCAGAGCCUGACAACCACAGAGAGGAAAACACAGAUGGAACCUUCACUACUAAGAUCCAGAAGACCAUCACUCUGUCAGACAAACAUCAUGGACUCACCAUCAACUGUUCUGCCUCAUAUCCUGUGACUGAAGGCAUCAAGACAGCAAAGACUCAGCAGACUCUCAAUGUUUCAUAUGCCCCCAAGGACACCUCAGCCUCCAUCAGUCCAUCAGCUGUGGUGUCAGCAGGUACCUGGGUGAACCUGAGCUGCUCCAGCAGAGCCAGGCCUACUGUCAGCUGCUUCACCUGGUUCCAGAUCAGCAGUGAUGGAGCCAGGACCAACGUGUCUGAAGGAGCCUUCUACACAUUUAAUGCCACAGGUGGAGGAGUUUACUACUGCGUGGCCUCCAAUGGCCUGGGUGCCCAGGCAUCACCACAGAUUCAUCUGACUGUUACAUCUGUUGAAUCUGUUUUACUGUGGGAACCAGUAGUUGGAGGAAUCCUUGGGAUCAUUGCUCUGAUCUGUUUGAUUCUGUGUAUUUGGCGUUUGAAGUCAACACAAACUGUACAACAGACUCAGGUGUUUAAUGUCAACAUGUCAAUCUGCACAGACUCAGACCUUGACUCCAUGCAGAGUCCAGUCUCCGUCAGCAUCCCAGAUUCCUGGUCCUACUUUAAGUCCCUAUACUACAGACAAGGUUCCAGUCCUUCGGAAGGAGGAAGUAGAGGGCAUCCACUAUGGAGAGAUCGCCUUCAUAGAGCUCAGAGCGGACCCAGACUCGGAUCAGAGCCACAGACAGCAGCAGGACACGGUUUACGCACAGAUCCAGGUGUCCAACAGAGCCAGCAGCUCCGAGAACAUCUACCAUCAGCUAAAGGACAGCUGAAGCUGCUUCAGUGUCAUUUUGCCAGACUGGUUCAAAGCAGAGCCUCUGCUUUGCUUUAAUGAAUAUUUCCCUUGCUGCCUUUGAAGCCACCAGACUGUCUGAUGCUGAUGGACGUAUGAACGUCUGGGGGUUGACAGCGAGCAGAUCAGUCUGACUGCAGAGAAGAAGGAUCAGCUUCCUGCAGCAGCAUCAAAGUCAGGAACGUGUGAAACAGCAGCACAGCCUCAAACAACAACAAUGUCCACUUUCUUUAUCUACUGUAUGUUGUACAUGUUGUACUUUGGUUACAGUUAACUAAUACUACUUUACAGUAGUUUUACUGUUUUAUUAUUUUACAGUAGUAAUAAAUAGUAGUAUCAGAUUCAACCUACCUAAAGCUAAAGCCUAAAGUAUGAUAAUAAUAAACAUCCAGAACCAGAACCUCUGACACUGGUGUCUUUAGAAACCAGAACGACAGCAACAUACUGUGAAUCUGAAACUUCUUACUGAGGCAAGUUACAGGUUCCUUUAAGAAGUUGAAUGAGCCGCUACAUAAAGAAGAGACUCAGUGAAUCUGUUAAUGUGGUUCAGUAAACAGAUUAAGCACCUUCAUGUCAUAAAGUAUGUUCCACCAGUG
Betta splendens (Siamese fighting fish) is the source of this 2240-nucleotide messenger RNA. RefSeq names its product sialoadhesin-like. The record is from RefSeq and is a predicted model, not a curated record. Bases 208 to 1683 code for a protein of 491 amino acids. NCBI's taxonomy places the organism in Eukaryota, Metazoa, Chordata, Actinopteri, Anabantiformes, Osphronemidae. The transcript is spliced from 9 exons.